AUAAAAGUAUCGUAGAGCAAGAGAAAGAGAGAGAAAGGGAGAGAAAAGUGGGCUUAUCGCACGUUAUUAAAAGCAAUUUUGCUUGAUUUUUGUUUUAACACACACUCAAAACGCAAAUAAGGUACAAAAGGAAACAUUUCUCAAUCGAGUCGAACAUUUGCGUACAGUGGGACGAUGAGAGAAGUAUAGAACGAACAAGUACAGAAAAUUACAGGACGAGAGAAAAAAAAAACACUAUUUUUUUUUUGUUGUAGAAAUUGCCCCACGAACCAAAACUUUUGUUUGAUUGCGCUCGAUGUCGACGGAACAAAAGAAAAACGAAUUGUAUCGCGCAAUAUUCGAUUUCUGAGUGUUGAAAAGUUUAUUCGAUAAAACUUAGUCACCGAAGGCAGUUCACUGUUUGGUGCUCGCGAGUUUUUUUUUACAUUGGCAUUUUCAUUUUUGCAUUAUAGAACAACUCUUUUGAUUUCGACGUUUAAUUUUCGAUUUUCGUUUGCUUCAUUCAGUUUCUAUGCAUUUCUUUUUAGUUCUCUGUGUGAUAAGUUUUAUUAUUAGCAAUGAUCAGUAUGAAAAGGAAAAGUUUAAUUUAUUUUUUGAUUUGUAAAAAAAAACAGAAUUGUUAAUCGGCAUUUAAAUUAAUAAUUAUGUGAUUUUAACUCCGACUUUAUAAGUACGUUUGUUAAGAACGUUAUAAACUUUGCAAAAAAAAAGUUUCAUUCCAAAUGGAUCAUUUUCAUUUUGCGUACAACUGGUUAAAAAUUGGCUUAACAUAAAUGGCACCGCAGAAUUCAACAUUGUUACAUGAAAAUGCCGACGAACUAUCCAACGAAUUGAGUCAUUACAGUCCCAUACCAAAAGAACCGUACUGCAUUGAAAUCUGUAUUAACAACACAUAUACGGAUGAAAUAAUUCGGCCGGGCAAAUCAACCAUCAAAUACGAUCGAGUGAUUUAUGAGCAGGUAGAGCAUGAAAUACCAAUUUGGAUUUGUGGCGAACCAAGAUUUGUAUCAGGCAUUACAAACAGUACAACAUGCAGGGAUACGAUUCAAGCUUUGAUUGACGAUGAAUUGAACAGCAGUAGAGUUGAUGUCACAGCGUCGCGUGAUUUAAAUGAUUAUGUGAUUACUGAAAAAUGGCGUGACGUUGAACAAGCAUUAACGGGGGAUACCAAAAUAUUACCAAUUUGGAUGGCAUGGGGUAGCGCUCAAAAUGAGGUGAAAUUCAAACUAAAAAUCAAUAAAAACAAGGCUGGAACCAAAAUAACUGGUGACUACAGUAACGACAACAAUGGCGACGCCAAUCACUAUGAUAAACGACAUAAACAGGAAGAGCGUCAUCGAAGAUCGAUCGCUGUUGAGCAACUAAUGAAACGGCUAAUUCAUCAGGGCGAAAGCAUUAAACAACAAUUGAAUAUUUUAAGGGAAAAAAAUGAGCAAAAUUGGUUAACAUCGCGACGGGAUCGUGGAUCAAACAAAUAUCCAAGUUCAUUAUUGAAUUCAUUUCUUCAUGAUACAUUGCGAUUGGAUUCAAUUGCAUUGGACGACAAAAGUUCAUUGGAUAAUGAUGAAAAUAAAAAAAUUAUCGCCAAAGUGUCGCAUGGCAAAUUGAAGCGACAAUCAAAAAUUGACGCAACACCACUGUCGAACGAUGAGCUAUUUCUUAUGAUUGACGAUGGCACUGGUGGUAUCAAUAACGAUGAUACUGACAGCAACGUACAUGUUGAGUAUCGACAAUACUAUUUAAAUAAAAAGCUUGACUUGGCCGUUGCCGCCGCUGCAAAGGUCAGUGUAAGCAAUACGAAUGCAAUGACAAAACAGAAAUCCAUUUCAAGAAAAUUGGAAUUCGAUGCACUGCGACAAAAUAGCCAUAAUAAACGAAUUAUUAAACAUUUAUGUGAAAAUAUCAAUCAACGGCAGAUCCAAAGUCAUCGUCGAAUGCCAACAAAUGGUAAUAAAGAAAAUAUCCAAGGCGAAAUUGAAAAACUAAUGAAUGAUUUGCAACAACUUACUGACCAUGAAGAGCAACUCAUGAAAAAAUUAUCAACGAAAUGCGAACGAUAUCGCAAUCAAAAUAAUAAAUACAUGACAAAUCUACGAUUGAAAUUGUGCAUCGAUGAAGUUCAACACAAUUUGGAUGUAUAUGCCAAAGAGAUUAUUGAAAAUGAACUGGAAUUGCAUGAAAUUCAAUUGGAAAUUCAACGCAAAUAUGAUAUUCUAUUUAAUUUAACAAAAAAUUCGGAAUGGAUUAAUAGUUCAAUUCAUGACAGCGAUGACAAUACACUUGAUACCAUACUUUCAAAUGACAAAAGUUUAAUCAUUUAA
Messenger RNA from Contarinia nasturtii (swede midge), 2321 nucleotides. RefSeq lists its product as uncharacterized. The record is from RefSeq and is a predicted model, not a curated record. NCBI's taxonomy places the organism in Eukaryota, Metazoa, Arthropoda, Insecta, Diptera, Cecidomyiidae. Bases 774 to 2321 code for a protein of 515 amino acids. The transcript is spliced from 7 exons.